This is a messenger RNA of Maniola jurtina (meadow brown), 2284 nucleotides long. RefSeq lists its product as uncharacterized. Lineage: Eukaryota; Metazoa; Arthropoda; Insecta; Lepidoptera; Nymphalidae. Bases 581 to 2068 code for a protein of 495 amino acids. The transcript has 9 exons. The record is from RefSeq and is a predicted model, not a curated record. Gene Ontology annotation, molecular function: carbohydrate binding.
AGCUGUGGCGAACAGAGUUCCCGUAGGUUCGUCGAUGGAUCGAAAAAAACUUUCGUACUACAUGUACUAUUGAAAUUCGAAAGUGGAAACAGAUUUUUAUGUACAUAUCCAGAAUAAAACCAUACUAAAUGAGCUACUUAAAUAAGUAAAUCAAGAACACACUUUCUGUUAUUUUUAAAAUUGAUUGAUCGGAAAAAAAACUUUUGUGGUGAAUUAUCAUUGUGCUAUUGAAAUUUCAGAAGUGUAAAUUUUAAAUCGACUUGAGGUAACUUCGAGUGUGAAAUGUUUGGAUAUGGUGUAUCAAUUAAAAUUUUCUAUACUUUUUCGUUUCGGUUUUUCUUUAUAGUGACCUAACAUGGAUUUGGUUUAGUUGGAUUUUUGUAUGUUACGGUUAGUGGUUGUUUUGGAAUGUGGGAUUUGAUUUCUUGAAAUCACACGUUCACUUCGUGGGCUAAAAAAAGUAUUAGAGUUUAAUGAAUUUGACAAAAGAAAACCAAUGACUCUAAAAGUAUGACAUAUAAAAAUAGUGAAAUGUGAAAAUGUUUUAAAAAUAACAAGUGUUAAAAGUGCCGUGGACACGAUGGCACGGACGACUGGGUUUCUAAUAGUGUUAUGGAUCACUAUCAUCCCUUUACAUCGAGCUGACAACUUAGAGUUGCUCCUUGGAACACUCCGGACACACCAGAAAGCGGCGUGCGACGAAGAGAUGGUGACUCUAAUAUGUCCACGAGGCACAACAAUUAGUAUACAAGUAGCACAAUAUGGGACGUCGGCGUCACAAAGCUCAUGUUCAUCAGAACUGACGGAGUACCAGCCAGUGGCUGUAGAAGUUGUUGGAGACACGUCAUGUACUUGGCCUAGUACUUUACAGUAUUCUUUGUUGCAGACCGUGGUGGAAGCGUGCCAAAAGAAGAGGCAAUGCAAAUUCCAUACAAGUCCGAAAGCCUUCGGGGUCGACCCCUGCCCAGGGUCAAGAAGGUUCGUCGAAGUAGCGUACAAAUGCCGUCCUUAUGAGUUCCGAAGUAAAGUGGGCUGCGAAAACGACGUGCUUCAUUUAAGCUGUAACCCACACUCCAGGGUGGCCAUAUAUUCCGCUCAGUACGGGAGGACGGAGUACGACUCGAUACAAUGCCCGCAGCCGCGGGGAAUGAAAGAGGAAACCUGCCUGGAGCCUUAUGCAACAGAGACGUCGAUGAGAGAGUGCCACGGCAAGAGACGCUGCGUCCUCUCAGCAGACAGCAAGAUGUUCGGCAAGCCCUGUCGGACUGGCAGUCGAACGUAUCUCAAAGUGGUUUACACCUGUGUACCUCGGACGGUCUUGAAGGAGCGGUAUGAGAGCGCUCCAGAAGAGGACGAAGUCGCUCACGAUGCAUCCGAUCUUGAACACGAAGAUGUUGAUGAGACCAAUGAUCGGUGGUGGGGUGAAUCAGCGCCACCAGCGCCCGCAGUCGCCGCUGUACCGCCACAGCGACCUUCACUAGUUACCAACAUCACCAGAGAGGAACCCUCGCCUACGCCGCCAAGACAGCAUGUUUCUAACGAAGAUCAAUUCGACAUGAUGUACGUCUACAUCAUCGCUGGAGCGGCGGGUCUUUGUAUUCUGUGCAUCAUAAUCGGCGUCACAAAGUGUUUGAUGCACAAAACCACCGACGACCAACCGAAAGGACCAGACGUAUCCGCCUCUACGGACAUCCCUAACGGCUUCAACGACAGCAUAUCAGAAGUCGAUAACGACAUAAACAUCACCAGCCUCUCGGGACCAGUUGACACCGUAGACUCUAGCCUGAAGCAGGAAAUGCAAAUUCAAAGUAUGGUAACGAAUUUGAGCCCAAAAAUCAAUCGAUACGUCGGUCGACCAGUGCCUAAUACGUAUCCCCAUGUCAGCACGAACAUGUACGGACAGGUGGCUGAAUUCCCUGUUGAAAUGCCUCUCCGAACUAUGCCUCAUGGUACGUUAGGACGCGGUGUUGCGGUUAAAACCUUACCUAGAAUCCAAAUGCAAACGGAAUCGGACCCAAACGCUAGGAGUUUAUAUCGAUAUUCAAACGCCCAGUACUACUUCGGGUGACAACAAGACAGUGGACAGUGCUCGGAUGUAUCCAGGACUUACUGUUUCUAGUUGCGUCGUAGUGAAAGGAACUAUGUGUUGUCCUACUUUUAAAUACAGAAACUGUGAUAUUAAUUGAAACUUUCCUAUUGUACUGCAAUCUGUUUUUUCAUUCUAUUGACGGGGGAAGCGCUGUGUAUUUUAUUUAAAGCCGGGAAAUAAAAUUCGAAUGUUUUC